AUGUCUUCACUUCUCAAAACGUUUACUGCUAUUGCUCUCAUCUCAUUCAUUAGUGCUUCACCAGUUUUGAGGUAACUUGCACUGCUAAAGAACAUUUUCAAUUGCUUUGUCUUUCUAGGUCAAAACGUGGUUCUUAUGGGCCUCCAAGUAAUUAUGGCCCACCAGAAGGGCAAUUUGGAUCAGCUUAUGGGCAGCAGCAGAACUACGGACAAAAUUUUGGCGCCGGGAGCGGCGGAGGAUAUGGAAGACCGAGUGGCAGUUACGGACGCCCCGAAGGUGGAUACAAUAGGCCACAACAGUACGGACCAGGCGGAUAUCAACAAGGAGGAAAAUAUCCUGGAGGAGGUGGAUUUCAAGGAGGUCAGGGUGGAUUCUCACAAGGAGGAUCAAGUGGAUUUCAAGGUGGUCAGGGUGGAUUCUCACAAGGAGGAUCAAGUGGCUUCCAAGGUGGUCAGGGUGGAUUCUCACAAGGAGCAGCAGGUGGCUUCCAAGGACAAUCAGGAGGUGGAUUCCAAAGUGGACAGACCGGAUUCCAAGCAGCUCAGCCGGUUCCAUCAGUUCCAACUGCCGGAGGACAGCAACCAGCACUUCCAACAGAUCCUGACUACUCCACAGUUGGCCAAACAGCUCCAGUUGCUGCUCCAGGAGCUGGAGAUUCCGGACUUUUUGGCGGAGGAGCUGCUACUUCCGGAUUCGACGAUCCUGCUCUGGCAGCCGAUGCGAAACCAGCAGGAGCUACAAUCACAGACAGCGUCUCGGAAUCAUCUGCAGCCGGAAGAAAGUGA
Caenorhabditis sp. 36 PRJEB53466 is the source of this 785-nucleotide messenger RNA. NCBI's taxonomy places the organism in Eukaryota, Metazoa, Nematoda, Chromadorea, Rhabditida, Rhabditidae. The record is from the annotation of a GenBank genome assembly.